This is a messenger RNA of Polypterus senegalus (gray bichir), 3261 nucleotides long. RefSeq lists its product as uncharacterized. Gene Ontology annotation, molecular function: G protein-coupled receptor activity. Lineage: Eukaryota; Metazoa; Chordata; Cladistia; Polypteriformes; Polypteridae. The record is from RefSeq and is a predicted model, not a curated record. The coding region runs from base 198 to 1349 and encodes 383 amino acids. Gene Ontology annotation, cellular component: membrane. Gene Ontology annotation, biological process: G protein-coupled receptor signaling pathway. The transcript has 2 exons.
UUUAGAACGAUGGUUUUGUAAUAGACAAAUCAACUCUGAAAGGCACUCUCUUUUUUUAUGUGUGAUAUGUGUUGUUACGUCCUGAUCGUUUGUUCGCCGCUCUUGAUUUAGAUUUUUUUUUUUGGCUACACUGUGGGCUGUUUUUAAAGUUUUCCUUACUUUUUUUUUAAAACACCAACGGCUUGACCAGCGCAGAGAUGACAACAGACAUGUCCAUUACCAUUAAUUAUACAUGGCCAGUUGAUGAGGAGGCCUACAGCGGGAAGGAACUAGAAGAAAACCGCUCUGCAUACCUCCAGCAUGCAGACAUGUCUCACCGCUCAGUCAAAAUUGGCAUUAUAUCGGUGUUGGGCACCCUAAUUAUUUUAGGUAACAUGGCCGUGAUCAUGGUGAUCGCAUCAUCUGUGGCUGGCUGGUCCAAAAAUACACGAUAUUUCUUGAUCUCCCUGACCGGAGCAGACGCUGCCUUAGCUCUCAUCGUCGUCCCCCUAAACCUUUACGGGAGUUUGGUGAAGGACUACAGCGAGGAACCCGAUUCCUACUGUCACAUCGUUGCAUUUUUCAACUCGUCCAUAUUUGCUUCUUGUAUGUAUGCACUGGCCACCAUUAGCCUGGAGAGAUACGUUGCCGUGUUUUACCCCUUGCACUAUACCUCCUUGAUGACCAAGAACAGAAUUCGCAGCCUGAUCGCCGCCGCCUGGUUCUUUCCCCCCGUGCUCCUGUUUCCAAUUUCAAUCCCCGGGGGAUUUGUCCGGGUGUAUUUUUCCAGCGCGUCUUUAGUAUGCAACCCGGACUAUUCGAGCAACGUUGCCUAUUCGCUGACUCUUACCGGCCUUAUCUUUUUCCCCUGUUCUAUCAUUAUGACUAUGGCCAACCUUCGUCUCUGGUUUGCAGCAAGGAGGCAGAGGAAUAUGUUUAAAAACCACGAGUUCCGAAUUAGGGCAGGACCAGACUCUGCCUCACGAGUCCUAGUGCCCGUCAUGAUCGUGUAUUACACUUGCUGGGCACCCUGCAUGGUCACCAUUAUUUACACAGCAAUUUCCCAAAAGGCUGUUCCUGAGUGGAUAGAGUUUUUUGCAGUUUGGCUGCCCAGUGCUAAUGGUUUCCUUAACUGCAUUGUCUACUUUUGGCUCAACCGCAGUUUUCGUAAGAAGUUCAUGCUUCUAGGCCAUCGGCUAUGUGUUGUGCUUUGCCAUAGGCCAGAGAAGAUAGUGAGAUUUCGAGGACCCGGUACGGUCAGCGUGGUGAGCUACACAUGGGAGAAUAACAAUACACUCCAAGAGCGUGCCUGCAGUGUCUCCUCCAGCUGCACGCUACUAUCACGUCAUGAAACAGAAAGCCAUUUGUGAUGUGCUUGGAAUGAGUCUUCCUGGGCAUAUUUAUGUAACAGUGGCGACUGCUUUAUUGAUCUGUUAAAAACUGGCUGGCUGGUUUUACAACUCUGCGCUAUUCAUUACAUAGCUGUGUUGUCUGUACUUAUUUCUCUUCUGGUAUGGGGUUGAAAGAUUUAUAUAUUGGUGAGACUGAGAAAUGUAUUGCACAGUAUAGUCUGCUGGCAUCCAGUAGCCUUUGCUGUCUUUUUACAUUAUUAUACUAGCCCUAAAUACAGAGGAGGAGUGGUAUAUAAAUUGUAAACCACAUUUGAGAGAAAAGCUCAUUUUUUGCAUUUGUGGAAAGAUACUUGUUUAUGUUUUAUAGUUAUUUGUAUUUUUUGCAAUAUCAAGCUUUGGCAAACGUAGUGAAGGUGACUUUCCAACAUGGGUCUAGUGGGGGAUCACAGAGCUUUGCAUUGGGGAAAAAAAAAAAACAGUCUUUUUGGAUUUAGACAAAGAAUCCAUUCAAAUGAGGAUGACUCGAAAUGAAGUAUCGGCCUGUCCUGUUUUUUUUUUUUUUUGUAUCUUUGUAAAUAUAUCAUCAAUUCUGUCUAGUUUUUACAUUUGAAAGCCCCUUUUGUUUUUGUUCUUUAUCUUUGAAUACAGAUGUGUGUUAAACUUGUCUUUUGUGAUGUUCAGUACAAGUGUAUAUUAAUUACUACAAACUGUUCACAAAAUUUUGUGCAGUGGAUAGCUCUACAACAAUAACUUAAAUCCAUUUUUACUCUUCCACUAUUUUUUUUUAAAUGUAUAAAUUCACCAAACAUAUUAUUUAAUCUGCUUUUUAUUUUCACUGGUCAAUUCAUAAAAUGAAGUGCCACUGUACCACUAGUACUAAAUUUCACUUUCUUUCUCUGUGUUAUUUUAUCAGCACUGUAAACUAAGGAUCUUUAGCAGUUCUGCUGCAUGUGGUACUUAUGUAAAAAUGUGCUUGCUUUUUCAUUCUCCAAACAUAUAAGACAAAUAUCUGCUUCAUGAGUUGUAUGCCAGGUCCUUUAACACUAAGCUGUACUGGGCACAAGUGCAUUCUCUGGCAUCGUGUAGCACAGAAGUCUUUGUUUUUCCAUUUAUAUGCUGCAGACACAUACAGGCAUCAGGCAGACCAGAAGUAGUUGAAAAUGUGUUCAAGACAUUUUUAUUCACUGUUAUUUUCAGUUAAGAAUCUUGCUAAUGUUUGUCAGGGCAUUUUCCUUUUUACAUGGCAAUGGCUUUAUUAUUGCUGUCUUAUUAAAUGGUUUAUGGUGUGCAUUUAUUUCAGCAGUUGCCAUAUUUUCUACAAUUUAUUCCAUAAUCUUCCCAGGGCAAUUUUCAUAUACAGUAUUUAAACACCAUAAAUACUAUUCAGCUUAUCUCAGUAGCACAUAUUUCCUAGUGGUCAAUGGCUAGUAGUUUGUUUUUAGAAUAUACUGAUGAUUUAACGUGGCUUGAUAUACUUCAAGAGGAAUUGAGAUGACUGAAGACAAUCUGCCAUUAACUGCUGGAAAAUAAAGGACUUAACUUCAAUAUAUUUUAGAUCAUUCUUAACUGGUUAUUGCUUUUUAACAUUGCACUUCUUUGGUAUGGCAAUGAUUGCACCUGAAUUAUCAAUGUGUAGUUAUGCGUGUCUCAUUGUUGGAUCAGUAAGAAAACUAAAUUACUUCUCAUCUUCUUAAAAAUUAUAUGGGUAUAGGGUUGUUAAGAUAGGUGACCUUAGUUACUCAAAUCAUGUAUAGUUUCUUAUAUUAGAGUGAGUAAUUUUGUUCGUCUUUGUAUAUAGUAUGACAUUUUAUAAAUCAUUUUUGUAAAUAUUACCAGAUGAAACAGUGAUAAAUGUUAGUUUGAUUUGUGUAAAGAGGUUCAUAAAAGAAGUUGAACUGAUGUGGAAAUAAAGCUUGUAGCCUUCCUAGUU